Messenger RNA from Ochlerotatus camptorhynchus, 2208 nucleotides. RefSeq names its product Sac1 phosphatase (gene Sac1). Bases 153 to 1934 code for a protein of 593 amino acids. The transcript is spliced from 6 exons. Gene Ontology annotation, biological process: phosphatidylinositol dephosphorylation. NCBI's taxonomy places the organism in Eukaryota, Metazoa, Arthropoda, Insecta, Diptera, Culicidae. Gene Ontology annotation, molecular function: phosphatidylinositol-4-phosphate phosphatase activity. The record is from RefSeq and is a predicted model, not a curated record. Gene Ontology annotation, cellular component: endoplasmic reticulum.
AUAAUCACGUCAUCGAUUUUUCAUGGUCAGUCGCCAGAACAGCAGCAUCAAGAGUCGUUUCGAAAAUAUUCUCCUUGGCAGAUGCAUUAAAAUUGGCGAUUUGUCUUGCAAUUUCUGGUUCUUUUUGUGCGUAAAAUUAUAGUGAUUCAACGAUGGCUUCAUGGGAGCUGCACGAUGAUAUGAACUUUUACAUCACAGCUGAUAAGUUCUACAUCGAACCUAAUGGGAAAAGCGAGGUGCUGAUAAUCGAUCGAAUCAGUCGGGAAACGUCUCUUCAGGUCAAAACCAAUCAGCUCCCGCAGGGCAUCCAGAUACGCAAGAUAUGCGGCAUCCUGGGGGUGAUCAAGCUGAUCAGUGGCUUCCACUUGGUCGUGAUGACCCACCGGAUAUUCGUCGGGAUCGUCAAUUCGCAAGUCAUCUGGCGGUUGGCCGGAUUCGACAUCAUACCCUUCGUUCCGUCCCUGACGCAUUUGAGUGAGACGCAGAAAGUGCAAAACAAUGUCUACCUUGCCAUGAUCCGGCAAGUACUGGACACUCCGUAUUACUACUUUUCGUACACGUACGAUAUCACGCAUACGCUGCAGCGGUUACACUCGAUGCCACCGGAUUUCAUGCAGACGGGACUGUAUGAACGGGCGGAUUCCCGGUUCGUUUGGAAUGGGUAUCUGUUGAAGCACUUCCAUCGGCCAGAACUGCGGCAGUAUAGUCUACCGCUCAUUCUGGGAUUCGUUUCCGUGAAUGAUGUCAUGGUGCACAGCCAUAACUUCCAGUGGAUUCUGAUAUCUCGUCGCUCGGUUCAUCGGGCAGGAACUCGUCUGUUCUGUCGAGGUAUUGAUCAAUCUGGUAACGUAUCGAACUACGUGGAAACCGAACAAAUUAUCGACGUCCGCGGGGAUAAGGUUUCGUUCGUUCAAACACGUGGAAGUAUUCCUCUGUUCUGGCGGCAGACACCCAAUCUUAAGUACAAGCCCCCACCGGAGUUGGUAGCCGGAAGGGAUCAUCUGAUAGCUUGUUCCAAGCAUCUGGAUGCUCAGCUGAUUCAUUACGGUCGACAAGUGUUGGUCAAUUUGAUUGAUCAUCGCGGAGCGGAAGAUGUCCUGGAGAAAGCCUUCGCCACAACGAUUUCUACUCUGGGCAAUCAGAGUGUGCGAUACGAGUCGUACGAUUUCCAUGCCGAGUGCCGGAAGAUGCGCUACGAUCGGCUGCAUAAUUUGAUCGCUAGAUUGGCUCACGAGCAGGACGAAUUUGGUGUAUUCCACCUGAGAAGAGAUGGAACUCUUCUUUCUUCUCAGGAUGGCGUCUUCCGCACCAACUGCAUCGAUUGUCUGGAUCGUACGAAUGUGGUCCAAAGCAUGUUGGCCAAGCGAAGCUUGGAACAAUGUCUCGUGAAGCUAGGCGUUCUAACAACUGGUCAGCGAAUUGAUCCGAGUUCGACCUUCGAGUGGUUGUUCAAAAACGUAUGGGCCGACAAUGCCGACAUGAUUUCCACCCAGUACUCGGGCACGGGUGCGCUCAAGACAGAUUUCACUCGCACUGGCAAGCGCACCAAAAUGGGUCUGCUCAACGACGGCGCAAACUCCCUAACUCGUUACUAUAAGAAUAACUUUAACGAUGGCUUCCGACAGGAUGCUAUUGAACUGUUCCUGGGAAGUUACGUCGUACAGGAUGGCGAAGGCCUUACCGUUCACUGUCCGCUGGUGAUUCAGAAGGGGUGGAAAUAUGGAACAUUCCCAGUGGUGCUGCUGUUUGCAUUCGCCAUGUUCUUCACGUCGGCCGUAUACCCGCAGGAGUACAAUACGGAAAAUCUGCUCUUCAUUCUGUUCUGGGGCUCGAUGGUUGGCCUCACCGGUGCCGGCAUUCUCAAGUACGGCGUAGAGUUUGUCGACUGGCCCAAGCUGGUUCCCGCGACACGAUCCAGCAAGAUGGAACCCUGACGGCACUGGUAAUUUUCUGUUUCAUUACUGUUAAGUUGUUUAUUCUAUGCGACCAGGUGGAUUGUUUUAAUUUCCCUUUCUUAACACUGUGUACAGUACUUUGGAUAAGUAUAUGAUUGUAUAUGUUAGGUCCAGUGGUUCCAGUUGCUAAAUUCUAGUGCACGCUUUUAACAUCCUUCUCCCUCCCUUUUUCCAUGUUUCUGAAAACUACUUAGAGAACGUUGAGAAGGUAUUUCCAAAUGACGGUCACAAUAAAAUUCUAGGCAUUCUUUAA